Messenger RNA from Pelmatolapia mariae (spotted tilapia), 6909 nucleotides. It is a transcript of the gene rasgrf1, whose product is annotated as Ras protein specific guanine nucleotide releasing factor 1. The record is from RefSeq and is a predicted model, not a curated record. Gene Ontology annotation, cellular component: plasma membrane. NCBI's taxonomy places the organism in Eukaryota, Metazoa, Chordata, Actinopteri, Cichliformes, Cichlidae. Gene Ontology annotation, molecular function: protein binding; guanyl-nucleotide exchange factor activity. Gene Ontology annotation, biological process: positive regulation of GTPase activity; Ras protein signal transduction. The transcript is spliced from 27 exons. Bases 445 to 4224 code for a protein of 1259 amino acids.
UCCCAAGCAUGCGUCACGUGACUUCACCCAGUACUGCCUAGCUGAGCACCAAGCCUACUGGUUUCUGGAUAUUUCAUGUGAGAAAAGGACAAACCUCGAACCCCUUUUCCUCUUAUCGUUCAGUCUGAGACUGUUUUUUUUUUUUUUUUACCUUUUUACCUCAUCUUCCCCCCCCCACACACACCAUCGGAUAAUGUGGACCUUCAAAGCGCUCGGAGUAUGACAAAAGAUUUUAGGAUGCUGGACUUGUGCUCCUCGUUUUGUUUUGUUUAGUUAAAUGCCAACACGGUGAAUGCGUCGGACAGAGUGGACAAGCCUGCUGCUAGAGGUCCGCAUUGAGAAAGUCAACAUCUUGCCUGUCUUUAUUUGAUUUUUUCCCCCGGAGCGACUUCAGAAGGAUGUAACGACCGAUCCACCUUGCGCAUCUGAAGUGUCCUCAUCAAAAUGCAGAAGGGAAUACGACUUAAUGAUGGUCAUGUCACCUACCUGGGGCUUUUGGCAAAGAAGGAUGGUACAAGACGAGGGUGCUUGAGCAAAAAGAGCUCAGACAACACGAAAUGGCACACAAAGUGGUUCGCUUUGUUACAGAAUAUGCUCUUUUAUUUUGAGAACGAGUCCAGUUCUCGACCCUCGGGAUUAUACCUGUUGGAGGGAUGCACAUGCGACAGGGCGCCUUCACCGAAACCUUCGCUGUCAGCCAAGGAGUGUUUGGAAAAGCAGUACUAUUUCACAGUCAGCUUCAACCACGAAAACCAAAAGGCCCUUGAGUUGCGCACGGAGGAUGUAAAAGACUGCGAUGAAUGGGUGGCUGCCAUAUCACACGCCAGUUACAGAAACUUGGCUACAGAGCAUGAGGCUCUCAUGCAGAAGUAUCUUCAUCUGCUUCAGAUUGUGGAGACGGAGAAAACAGUUGCUAAGCAACUUCGACAACAGAUAGAGGAUGGGGAAAUAGAGAUUGAAAGGCUCAAGUCAGAGAUUGCUGGGCUGCUCAAAGACAACGAGAAGAUCCAUGCCAGCCCUGCAGCCGCUCCAACUGACGAUGACUCUGAAAUUAAGAAGAUCAAAAAGGUCCAGAGCUUUCUGCGAGGCUGGAUUUGCAGGAGGAAGUGGAAAACCAUCAUCCAGGAUUAUAUCCGCUCACCUCAUGCAGAGAGCAUGAGGAAGAGGAACCAGGUGGUGUUCAGCAUGUUGGACUCAGAGGCAGAGUACGUCCAGCAGCUUCAUAUUCUGGUGAACAACUUCUUGAGGCCGCUGCGCAUGGCCGCCAGCUCUAAGAAGCCUCCCAUCACCCACGAUGAUGUCAGCAGCAUAUUCCUCAACAGUGAAACCAUCAUGUUUCUACAUCAGAUCUUUUACCAGGGCCUGAAAGCCAGAAUAGCAAGCUGGCCAACAUUAGUCCUUGCUGACCUGUUCGACAUCUUGCUGCCCAUGCUGAACAUCUACCAGGAGUUUGUGAGGAACCACCAGUACAGCCUGCAGAUCCUGGCACAUUGCAAGCAGAACCGAGACUUUGAUAAAUUGCUGAAGCAGUAUGAGGCCAAGCCCGACUGUGAGGAAAGGACCCUGGAGACCUUUCUUACCUACCCUAUGUUCCAGAUUCCUCGCUACAUCCUUACUCUCCAUGAGCUGCUGGCCCACACGCCCCAUGAACAUGUAGAGAGAAAUAGUCUGGACUAUGCCAAAUCUAAGCUGGAGGAGCUUUCCAGAAUAAUGCAUGAUGAAGUGAGCGAGACCGAGAACAUCAGGAAAAACUUGGCAAUAGAGCGCAUGAUUGUAGAGGGCUGCGAGAUUCUCCUUGACACCAGCCAGACGUUUGUAAGACAAGGGUCCCUCAUCCAGGUGCCAAUGAGCGAGAAGGGCAAGAUCACCCGUGGGCGACUGGGUUCUCUGUCUCUAAAGAAAGAAGGGGAGAGGCAGUGCUUUCUCUUCUCCAAGCAUUUAAUCAUCUGCACCAGGGGGUCUGGGGGAAAGCUUCAUCUUACCAAGAACGGAGUAGUUUCGCUUAUAGACUGCACUCUUGUGGAAGAUCCUGAGGGGACAGAUGAUGAGUCAAAAUCAGACAAGAGUGGUCAGGACAUGGAGCACCUGGACUUCAAGAUUGUUGUGGAGCCAAAGGACAGCCAGUCAUUCACAGUCAUCCUGGUAGCCUCCUCAAGGCAGGAGAAGUCUGCAUGGACUAGUGACAUCAGCCAGUGCAUAGACAACAUCCGCUGCAAUGGCCUGAUGAUGAACGCCUUUGAAGACAACUCCAAAGUCACAGUGCCGCAGAUGAUCAAGUCAGAUUCAAGUCUGUACUGUGAUGAUGUGGACAUCCGUUUCAGUAAGAUGAUGAACUCCUGCAAGGUGCUGCAGAUCCGCUACGCCAGCGUGGAGCGUCUGCUCGAGAGACUUACUGAUCUCCGUUUCCUUUCAAUCGACUUCCUCAACACUUUCCUGCAUUCCUAUCGUGUGUUCACCACUGCUGAUGUGGUGCUGGAUAAACUCAUCACCAUCUACAAGAAACCCAUCAGUGCCAUUCCUGCCCGGUCACUGGAGUUAUUCUUUGCCAGCAGUCAAAAUAAUAAACUUCUUUAUGGCGAGCCACCCAGCUCCCCCAGGGCUAGCAGAAAGUUCUCCUCCCCUCCUCCUCUCGCUAUUGCCAAGAACUCAUCCCCCAACCGCCGUCGCAAGCUCUCUCUCAAUAUCCCCAUCAUCACUGGGGGCAAAGCUCUUGACCUGGCUGCCCUUAGCUGCUCCUCAAAUGGCUAUGCAAGCAUGUAUUCCUCCAUGUCUCCAUUCAGCAAGACCACCUUGGACAUCAACAAACUGUAUGUGUCCAGCCCGAUCGCGAGCAAAAUCUCUGAUGAGGGAGAAGACAAGAAGGAAAAGGUGGACGACCCCUCAGCAUGCAAACAAGAUCUCUCUGUACGAGAAGAAAGUGAUAAUGAUCAAAACCAGAGCGAUGACGGGGAUCCAGAAGCUUCUCCUACCAAAUCUCCAACUACACCAAAAAAUAUCAAAUGCAAAAACUCCUCAGAGUUUUCCCUGUUUUCCUACAACAACGGCAUGGUGAUGUCAUCAUGUCGAGAGCUGGACAACAACCGCAGUGCUCUAUCUGCUGCCUCCGCCUUUGCUAUUGCUACUGCUGGAGCCAAUGAAGGUACCCCUACCAAGGAAAAAUAUAGACGGAUGUCCCUUGCCAGUACAGGUUUUCCAACAGAUCAGAGAAAUGGAGACAAAGAGUUUGUGAUCAGACGAGCGGCAACCAACAGAGUCCUGAAUGUGCUUCGGCACUGGGUGUCCAAACACUCUCCGGACUUUGAGAGCAACAAUGAGCUGAAAACGAAGGUUAUUGCCUUCUUGGAGGAAGUGAUGCAUGACCCUGAGCUGUUGACCCAGGAGAGGAAAGCGGCAGCCAACAUCAUCAGGACUAUAACUCAGGAAGAUCACGGUGACAAUCAGAUCGCGAUAGAAGACGUGACACAACUGGUAAGUGAAGUUGGAGGAGGGAAAGCUGAGACCUUCGAGAAUCACUCAGCAAUGGAAAUUGCAGAGCAGCUCACUCUGUUGGACCACCUGGUGUUCAAGGUCAUUCCAUACGAGGAAUUCUUUGGCCAAGGCUGGAUGAAGAAUGACAAAAAUGAGAAGACACCGUAUAUCAUGAGGACAACGAAGCACUUCAAUGACAUGAGCAACCUUAUUGCCACGGAGAUCCUCCGCUGUGAUGAUGUUGUAACCCGGGUAGCAGUCAUCGAAAAAUGGGUAGCUGUGGCCGAUAUCUGCCGUUGUCUACAUAACUACAACGCUGUUCUCGAGAUCACCUCAUCACUAAACCGCAGCUCUGUUUUCCGCCUCAAGAAAACUUGGCUCAAAGUUUCCAAGCAGACUAAAGCACUGAUUGACAAACUGCAGAAGCUGGUCUCAUCAGAGGGGAGGUUCAAAAACCUCAGAGAGGCUUUGAAGAAUUGCGAUCCUCCCUGUGUGCCCUAUCUGGGGAUGUACCUCACUGACCUGGCUUUCAUUGAGGAGGGAACGCCGAACUACACCGAGGACAACUUGGUCAACUUCUCAAAGAUGAGGAUGAUUUCUCACAUCAUCAGAGAAAUCAGACAGUUUCAACAAACAGCAUAUAAGAUUGACUUGCAACCAAAGGUAGCCCAGUAUCUGCUGGACAAAAGCUCUGUUCUGGAUGAAGAAAGCAUGUAUGAAGCCUCACUCAGAAUUGAGCCUAAAGUGCCCAACUGAUGGGGAAGGUGGCCUCCAUAUUAUUUUCUUUGUUAAUAUUACACAUCAGUUAACAUGCACAUCAACAUUUGUAUAGCUGUACAUGCUUAAGAUCUUGCUCCUCUGUACAGUAGAUGUUUAAGGUUGUUUGACAACAUAAAACAUUUUAGUGUAUAUUUUUCCGUGUAUGAUUUUUGUUGUUGCCAUUUCCAAAAUGACACCUGCUUGAAGGAUUUUUUUUUUAUUUCUAUGAGUAUUUCAAGAACAAUAAUAGAGGUCACUUUAGCUGCAUGCAACCGUGUCUUCUACUGUGACCAAUGACAUUAUUUUGCAUCAUGCCAUACUGUGUCAAAUUUGCACUUAGAGCACUCGUGUUGCUGGCUGUUGUUCUCUUGGCUUGAGUUUUAUUGACGACUGAAGUUCUCUGCAACCAAUGUAGCAUUGUAAAAAAAAAACUAAAACAAAAAAAAAUACUGCAUAAAAUCAGGUAAAAGAGCACAGAGAAUAUAAUUAAAGAUAGAGAACAGUGAUCAGUGCAAUUGACAGCAAGGUAUCCAAAGCAUAUGUGUCUCUGUGCUUCCCGAACCAAAACAAGAAGGAUUUGUUUCUUCAUUUCUGCUCACUAUUCUAAAGACAGGGGUUCCCAACUGUGCUUAUACCACACUGAAUGUUUUCCUACAGUGUAACUGUGGACCAGUCCAGUAUGUCCAACCAGAUAUGAAAGUGAAUAGAAGGUAAAGGUUGAAGUUAAAAGUUGAAGUUAUUUGCUAAAUGAGAAAAAUUUAUACAGUCCACAGGAAGGUCAACUCUGUGAGCUAAAUGCUAAAAUUUGCAUGCUAUAUUUGCGAAGCUAACUGAACAACAAGCUCACCACUGUAGCUUAGCUUGUUAGCAUGCUCACAUUUUCUAAUUAAGAAUAAGAAUAAGAACAACUUUAUUUAUCCCGAGGGAAAUUCUUUUGUCAUGUACAUGCUCAAAGCAGCAGGAGAGACAGAGGAACUGAUGAAUAAGAUAUAAGAUAUACAAUAUAUACAAUAAGAAUAGUGUACAGUAAUAUACAGAAGGAAAGUGCAAGACAUAGUAUCGGAAUAAUAGUAAUUAGCACUAAACGUAUAUUGAAAGCUUACAGGAAUGUUAUUGGUUUUGCAAAAAUCAAUCAAGUAUUCACCAAAAAUUGUAAAUAUUGUUCUAAAAGUUGGAAAGUUAAUGGACCAGUUUAUCCUCUGUUGUUGUUGAGACAUUUUAUUAACAUCCACUGAUGUAAAUCACUAAUGUGAGUAAGCUUUACCCUGUGGACAUCAUUUAAAUCAGAAGCAAAUGUGCUGAGAUGUGCCAAAAUAUUUCAGGCUGAGCUGCGAAGAAUCGCACUCUUGUUGCUAGAACCAUCAGCUCAGUCUACAUAUUUAUACUGACACAUAUAGCUGAUACAUAUAGACCAAAUGUGACAAACGGGACAUGAUGUGCAGACACAAUCUGUACACACUUAAUUACCUGUAGAGUUUUUUUCUUCUUCUUCUUUCUGUCAAGUAGUAAAUGUUCUAAAGCUGGUAAUGAUAAACAAUCCGUAGGUUGGGAACCUCUUCUUUAAGUUAAGUUUAGCUAUAGGAUAAUACACUUUCUCAGUUGGCACACGAGGUGCCUAAAGUCUGCUGAGUUCACUUAUAAGCUGUGUAACAACAUAGAGUGUUAAAGAAGUGAGGUUUGUGAGGUUUAAGGUGACGGAUUUGUCACCUGCAUUUUUGUUACACUUAAAGUACACCAGUAGAGUUUCCCCCUUUAUGCUUGAAAUUUUUGGUCUUGACUUGUUAAAUUGAAACUCAUGGAAAAAAAAAUCACACGCGGUGGUUAAGUGUUGUACCUUCAGGUUCGGGUUCUACUUCUGUAGAGUAAAAGUUUGUUGCUCUUCUGUAAUCAAAAGACAAUCUGUCCUUUUUGCUGUUCCAGUGAUUGUGGAACAUGACUGUAUAUCACUCUGUUAUAUGCAUUGCUGUUAAAAACUAUGAUAAAAUGUAUGUGAAUGACCUCUGCCUGCAGCAUUCAAACACUAUUUUUGUAGUAGUAUAAGAGAGAGUGACCUGCUCUUUAUAUGAACAUGGGAAAGUAUUUUGUACUUUGUUGUUAAUUCACUUCACUGAGAUGCGCUGUACAUUUUGUACAUGCAACCUGGCAUAUUUCUCAAUGUGGAACAGUGUAAUCCUCUCAAAAAAGUUAUAUCACAAGCUUAACACAAAACGCUACAACAGUGUGGUCUUGAAACCAUAACUUAGAGGUAGGAGAGCAAUUCAAAGUGUUUUGCAUUUAUACUGUAAUCCUGUCUAUAACCAUUUCUGUUAGCAGGAAUAUAGUAACGUAGUGCUUAUUCUGUGAAUAUUUGUAUGUAUUUUUACUAUGUAUGUACAGUACACUUUUGAAGCUAAUGUGGUAGGCAUGCAACACCUUCACAGACAGAAUAAUACUAUAUACUUAUACUGUAUACACUUAUAAAUGCACAUACUCUUAUAAGGUAUAUAAACAAAUAAACAUUUUGCUGUAAGCAAUACCCAAUGGUAUGAAAAUUAUCUUUCAACCCUCAUGUUUCCACAGCUUAAGAAAUAUUCCCAGUUUUGUAAGGAAAAAAAAAGAUUAAAAGAAGAUGAAGAACAUAACAACAAAUAAACAAAAAUAUGUUUCCCAGUUACCUCUUGAUAAUAAAUUCAUUUUAUCUCA